UACACCCGGGUCAAACAGCUCCAGCUACCCUAGUGAACCGUGCCGGGCAAACUAUCCUAGUCCAGCCCGAAUGAGAUGGAGGGGCUUCGGUUCCGGCGGGUGCAGAGACCGCGGGUCAUCACCGACGAGCUGCCGGAGCACCGCUACAAGUCAUCGAGCACCUACAGCGGGAGGGUUUUCCAGGUGACUCUGCUCUCUCUGGGUGGGUUUCUGCUGCUUCCUCUCCUGGUCAUCAUCCUGAUCCUGGAGUCUCCCAUCCAUCCUGAUGUAUUCAUUUUAAAAGAACCUCCGGUGAUGAAGGGCUGCUGGGAGCCGAACCUGAAGCUCAGAGAGGCGACGAGAUUGUUUGAAGACCAGCUCAUCGGACCAGAAUCCAUCGCCAACAUCGGAGAUGUUCUCUACACUGGAACUGCUGACGGGAAAAUUGUGAAGCUGAUUGGUCGAAGAAUUCACACAGUGGCGAGACUUGGAAAACUUCCCUGUGGGUCCAGGGAGGAGGAGUCCAGCUGUGGAAGGCCUUUGGGGAUCAGGAUCGGACCCAACGGGACCCUGUUUGUAGCGGACGCUUACUUGGGCCUGUUCGAGGUCAACCCCACCACAGGUGAGUCUACCAGGUUGGUGAAGGGCGGUGAGGAGGUCGCUGGCAGGAAGUUGUCAUUCAUCAAUGACCUGGCGGUGACGCAGGACGGGAAGAAGGUGUUUUUUACCGACUCUAGCAGCAGGUGGCAGCGCAGGGACUACAUGAACCUGAUUAUGGAGGCGACUGCUGACGGACGAGUGUUGGAGUUCGACACUGAGACCAAAGAGCUGACGGUGGUGAUGGAGAACCUCCGCUUCCCUAAUGGGAUCCAGCUGCUGCCUGAUGAGGAGUCUGUGCUGGUGGCAGAGACCACGAUGGCCCGAAUACGCAGAGUCCAUGUAGCCGGUCUAAACAAAGGUGGGAUGGACACGUUCAUAGACAACCUGCCCGGUUUCCCCGACAACAUCCGGCCAAGCUCAAACGGAGGUUACUGGGUGGCCAUGUCUGCAGUACGACCCAAUCCCGGCUUCUCCAUGCUGGACUUCCUGUCCCAGAGACCCUGGAUCAAGAAAUUCAUCUUUAAGCUCUUCAGUCAGGACGUCCUGAUGAAGUUUGUCCCUCGGUACAGCCUGGUUGCAGAGCUCCACGAUGGUGGCAUCUGCACACGGAGCUUCCACGACCCCAACGGCCUGGUGGCAGCUUACGUCAGUGAGGUACAUGAGCAUGAUGGGAGUCUGUACUUGGGCUCCUUCCGCUCGCCAUACAUCGCUAAACUUGACCUCAGUAAGGUCUAGAAGAACAACCGAUGAAUGAACCAUCAGACGGACAGACGGACGUUUGUGAGUCAUGGGCAUGUCUGAAGAAAAAGACCUUGAUAUUUAACUGAUUUUAUUAAACAGGAUGUGAAAUAAAUCCAUCAGACACAGAGGGCGAGGGAGGUUUCACAAUAGAGUUCAUUCUCCCCAGAGGAUAAAUCGAAGGAGAACCUGCUGAGGUAAACUGCUUGAUAGUGUUUUCAUGUUCAUUUUUGAGGCCGAGGUCAGACUGCCCGUUAUCACCAUCCUGAUCUAGCAGUCUUGGAAUUUCAGGACCUGUUCCCAAAACCUGUUCCCUCUCAACUUCCAGACAGGAAGUCUAGCAUGUUGGAUUUUUCUUUUUGCCUUCUACGAUCUGUUUCAUCUUAUCACAGGCAUCAGCCAAUGAGAGCACAGAGCGCUCUGCACGUGUAAGCAAACCAAAAAUUUAGCAAGGAAACAUUAGUACAACAUCCCUGCUUUUAUGAUGCAUCUUAAAGGGGUGACCAUGAUAGACAGGAAAUAGAGAAAUGUUAGCGAGAAUUAGCAGACGCCCUUCAGGAACCUCAGAACGCAUCGAUGUUCUCAGUGAUCGUCAGAUGAACACUUUGUCCCUCUGAGAAUAGAAGGGACGUUUUCUUUAGUUCUGGUGAAGCCUGACGUUAGCUUUGAAAAUUGUGUUUCAUCAGCUCAUAGAUUUUUUGACGAACCAACCAAUAAAACAGGUAGAGGGUGGACCAAUCAUGUUAACGCUGCCUGUUGUUGCUGUGCUGCUCUUUGAUCUCACUGAGAGAAUCCCAACAUUCUAUCACAUACACACACGGUAAAAGUCUGAGAGCCAAAGAUCAUCAUCAAACUUUUACAGUAAUUGUCAAAAAUCAUUCAAAGAUAGCAAAAAAGUGAAUCCAGCGUAAAUAACUGGAUUAUUUGUCUUCUUUUUAAACCCAAAAUGAAGUCUGUAGGAGGAACUAAGUUGGAGUUAUAGGGCUUGGAAGUGGACUUAGAUGAUGAGUGUGAAUGUGACAGAAUGUUGGGACAUUUGCUUUGAUCUCACUAAGGCUGACCACACACCACUAGCAAAUGUCUCCUGGAGAACAGCACAGCAACAAGUUUCAUACGUAUACAGAGAAAAGUCAGAGAUUGGUACUUUAUCCAAACCUGAAUGACAGGAGAAUUAGAGAUCAAGCAGACAUUUAGACCACAAACAGAAAAGUUUUGAAACAAUAAUGACUCCAUAUAAUCACCUAAUCUGACACACUGACCAUCAUAAUACUAAAAGGAUCUGAUCUCGGCUUUAAAACUUGUUCCUUUCUUUUAACCCCCACCCCAGCUUCUACAGUCACAUGUCGACAUAUCCUUGGGGAAUGACUCUCCCUCCGGAACUGCUCCCUCUGCUGCAUCAGUGUUUUAUUAAAAGGACGUGUUGAGACUGAUGGUCUCUUUACAUAGCAGCUUUCACCAUCAGUAUGUGACUGUGGAGUAGUCACGUGACUCAAAACCUGCUUUCCAAGCUCAUCUCCAUCGACAAAUUUUAACUGCUGUGUUUCAAACAUCUCUACUUUUUGGUAUUAACGUCUCUGCUGCAGCGCGUGGAGACCGCUAGUGAUUGAUGAGAUCAAACGGGGCUGCUAACUACUGUUUCUGAUCUGUGAGUCAGUAUUAUCCACCUUAUGGUGGUUCUCUAAUCUAGAUAUGAUUACGGAUGGAAUUUCUGCUGAUAUAGACACUAAGAAAUAUGUUCAACCCAAGAGCUAACCUUGGGGAUUUACUACCAACAGCAGUUGUUUUGAAAGGAAUGAAUCCUACAUUUAGUAAGAACCACGGCAACCAGCUAAAUGUUUAAAUAAGUUUAACCUCUGGUCUUUGCCAGCUGUGGUGUUUAAAGUAUUCUGUUUGCUGCUGACUGCAUCAGGGAUGGGAUUCUUCAUAAUACGGGAUUUUAGAUUCACCAAUCUUGAUCACUCGGCCACUAUUCCACUUGGUUUUGGGGAAAAAUCCCCCAACAUCCCCAGCUUCACCAACAUUCCACCCUUGCCUUUGAAGAUGAUGUCAUUAAAGCUUUCAAAGUAUUCCAUCCAUACCUUUGAGGAUCUUUAAAAGUUGUUCUUGGUCCUUCUGGAUGAGUCAUUGAUGAGUCUUGGAGUCAUUUUGGUAGGCCCCACUGUUCACAGUUUUCCCUAUUUGUGGACAGUGGCUCUCAGUGUGGAUCUCUGGAGUCCCAAAGCCUUAGAACUGUCUUUGUAACCCUAUCCAGACUGAGGGAUGUCAAUGACUGUGUUUCUCAUCUGUUCUUGAAUUUCUGUCAAUGGUGCCAUGAUGUGUUGCUUUCCUAUUAAUAUGUCAGUAACAGUUAUCUGUGGUCGUUUCUUUUAUUUUCCUCUCAACAGUAGAAAGCAGAAGAGUAAAAAUAUCCUUUUUAAAGUGUAACAGAUCACUUUCUAACUUUACAAUGUCUGAAUCGCUGUUAUGUUUAGGAUUUGCAUUUUGUCAUUAUGGAAAAUACCACUUUGAUUGGUGGCACUGAAAGUCACACCAGAGUUGAAGCAAAGCAUCAUGGGAGCUAGGAAUAAGAUGGACAGCCCUUUACCAUAAUUAGAACAUGACAUAUGACCAGUAUUAGAAUGUUUUCUCUUUCUUUGUUCUUUGCCAUUUCCACCAACUUUUCCAAAUGUUGCCAACAUGAUGUAUUUAUGAAAUUUUUACUGUGUGCAGAGUUUAUAUUUUUUUUCAUAACGAACAACAACCGUUAUUCAUUUUCAUGUGUUUGUCUUUUUUUGUGUUUGUUUUGUUUUUUUUUAAUAUGACUUAAGCUUAAGCUGGCUUGAACCAACUGCCACUUGUAAAAAGGCAACAACAAACAAACAAUGACCACAACUUUGAUUUUUCAUCUUCAAACUGUGAAGUUAAUCAGUUUAGAGAGACAGUGAUUUUUACCUUCACAUAAACAUAAUAAACCCCAGCAAAUGUAAUAGUUAUUAAAGCUGCUGUUACAUUUGUGGGAUUAUUACAUUUAAAGGUGCAGAUCUGUGGGCAGUUAAUAUGUUUGCAGGUGUUAGACACAGCUUUCUUUAACUUAUGUUUUUUUUCAUCAACAUAUCGAGCAAACCGAUCAAAUCACACCCUGUCACUUUAGAAAAUAUACUGUACAUCCAUACCUGUUCAAACCUGAUAUAUGAUCCAGGCCUAGAUUGGAUGACCUGUGUGUUAUUAUCAUUCCAUUAAAAAAGUUCCCUUUGGUUUAGAAAGAGGCCCCUGUCUGGAUCAAACCUGCUGUGAUUAGAUGAAUUCAUCUGUUUUAUGUGAAAGUGGGGGCCUGAGUUUGUGACGAAACUGUCAGUCCUUGUAGAGAUUUAGAUUUCCCUCUCUUCUGUGUGUUGCUUUGACGUUUUCUAUUGUUUAUUUUUUGUGAACUUGGUGCCAAAUUUGAUUUCUGAUGUUGAUUUUGUUGAUUUGCACUGAAAGUUUAGAACUUCACAUUUCUAUAAGUGUUAGCACAGAUCUGCUGAGAGAAAAGAACAUUUACUGCAGUUUUAUAUCUUUCUCUUCCUUUAUUUUUUCUCCCUCAGUAUGUGAAAACGGAUUGCACUUGUUCCUUAAUUUAAAUCUUUUUUGCAGCUUU
This is a messenger RNA of Cheilinus undulatus (humphead wrasse), 4933 nucleotides long. RefSeq names its product adipocyte plasma membrane associated protein (gene apmap). Gene Ontology annotation, molecular function: strictosidine synthase activity. Gene Ontology annotation, biological process: biosynthetic process. Lineage: Eukaryota; Metazoa; Chordata; Actinopteri; Labriformes; Labridae. The record is from RefSeq and is a predicted model, not a curated record. The transcript has 9 exons. Bases 76 to 1314 code for a protein of 412 amino acids.